UCGGAGCGCGGAGCGGCACCCGGGGCGGGAGGAGCAGCCACCGCCCCCCCCCGCGCCGCCCGACCCGCCCGCCCCGCCGCUUCCCCCCCUCCCCUUCCCCCCACAUCCCACCCCGGGCUGCUCAGAGCAUCCCUCCGCCCCUCUUGCAUUUGUGUUAAUUCUUCUCAGAGACAAGAUGGCAACGCCGGCGGCGGUAAACCCUCCCGAAAUGGCAUCAGAUAUUCCCGGCUCGGUGGCCUUGCCAGUGGCUCCAAUGGCAAGUGGACAAGUGAGGAUGGCAGGAUCCAUGCCUUCCAGAGGGGGAAAGCGUCGCUCUGGAAUGGACUUUGAUGAUGAAGAUGGGGAGGGGCCCAGCAAAUUUUCAAGGUAUGAUGGUGAUCAAAUCUCUGGUGAUAAGGAAAAGUUUGCAAGGGAGAAUCAUAGUGAAAUCGAGAGGCGCAGGAGGAAUAAGAUGACCCAGUACAUCACUGAGCUGUCUGACAUGGUACCCACCUGUAGCGCCUUGGCUCGCAAGCCUGACAAGCUGACAAUUCUUCGGAUGGCCGUUUCACACAUGAAAUCAAUGAGAGGCACUGGAAACAAAUCCACUGAUGGAGCUUACAAGCCUUCGUUUCUUACAGAACAGGAACUGAAACAUCUUAUCCUGGAGGCUGCAGAUGGGUUCCUGUUUGUAGUUGCAGCUGAGACGGGGAGAGUGAUCUACGUAUCAGAUUCUGUGACUCCCGUGCUGAACCAACCGCAGUCUGAGUGGUUUGGCAGCACUUUGUACGAGCAGGUUCACCCAGACGAUGUGGAAAAGCUGCGAGAACAACUGUGUACCUCUGAAAACUCCAUGACAGGACGAAUCCUGGACUUGAAGACUGGAACAGUAAAGAAAGAGGGUCAGCAGUCCUCGAUGAGAAUGUGCAUGGGAUCCAGGCGCUCUUUUAUUUGCAGGAUGAGGUGCGGAAAUGCUCCUCUGGAUCACUUACCUCUGAACAGAAUAACCACCAUGAGAAAAAGAUACAGGAAUGGCCUUGGCCCAGUGAAAGAAGGAGAAGCACAGUAUGCUGUUGUCCAUUGCACUGGCUAUAUCAAGGCGUGGCCACCAGCAGGAAUGACUAUACCAGAAGAAGAUGCUGAUGUGGGACAAGGUAGUAAAUAUUGCCUCGUGGCAAUAGGAAGGCUUCAGGUAACCAGCUCUCCAGUGUGCAUGGACAUGAAUGGUAUGUCAGUCCCCACGGAGUUCCUGUCUAGGCACAACUCUGACGGAGUCAUCACCUUUGUCGACCCGAGGUGCAUCAGCGUCAUUGGCUACCAGCCCCAGGAUCUUCUGGGGAAAGAUAUUCUAGAAUUCUGCCAUCCUGAAGAUCAAAGCCAUUUGCGAGAGAGUUUCCAACAGGUGGUGAAACUGAAAGGUCAAGUCCUGUCUGUGAUGUAUCGUUUUCGCACCAAAAACCGGGAGUGGAUGCUGAUCAGAACCAGCAGCUUCACAUUUCAGAAUCCUUAUUCGGAUGAGAUUGAGUACAUCAUCUGCACCAACACUAACGUGAAACAACUUCAGCAACAGCAAGCAGAACUCGAAGUGCAUCAAAGAGAUGGGCUGUCAUCCUAUGAUUUAUCUCAGGUGCCUGUUCCAAGUAUAUCAGCUAAUGUUCAUGAGGGUGGAAAGUCUGUGGAAAAGCCUGAUGCUAUCUUCUCCCAAGAGAGAGAUCCUAGAUUUGCUGAGAUGUUUGCUGGAAUAACUACUUCAGAUAAAAAAAUGAUGGCCUCGGCAUCCACAGCAGGAAACCAGCAGCUUUACUCACAGGGAAGCCCAUUUCAGCCAGGACACUCGGGAAAGACUUUCAGUUCAUCUGUGGUACACGUGCCUGGUGUGAACGACAUCCAGUCUUCCUCAUCAACAGGCCAGAACCUGACACAGAUAUCUCGCCAGCUAAACCAGAGUCAGGUGGCCUGGACAGGAAAUCGGCCACCAUUCCCGGGACAGCAAAUUCCAUCUCAGUCUGGCAAGGCUCAGUCAUCUCCCUUUGGGAUUGGAACAAGUCACACCUACCCAGCUGAUCCGUCAUCAUACAGCCCCCUUUCCAGCCCAGCCACCUCUUCUCCAAGUGGGAAUGCCUACUCCAGCUUGGCAAACCGAAGUGCAGGGUUUGCUGAAGGUGGCCAGAGCAGCAGCCAGUUCCAGGGGAGACCCUCCGAAGUCUGGUCGCAGUGGCAGAGCCAACACCACAACCAGCAGAGCGGUGACCAGCACUCGCACCCGCAGCCCAGUCAGACCGAGGUGUUCCAGGACAUGCUGCCGAUGCCGGGGGAUCCGACGCAGGGCACUGGCAAUUACAACAUUGAAGAUUUUGCUGACCUGGGCAUGUUUCCACCAUUCUCUGAGUAGCUUGCAAAGCAGAAAUGGAAGUUCUUCUCCAAGGCCAUUUCAGUGUAAUUUUGGCGCUGCUUUUUCUGUGUUGCAUUUCUGUAGAAGCUACUAAACCAGAAGACACGUUUCUCAUGUUUCAGAUAGUGAUGUAGGGCUUGCUCUCUCCUCCUUGGGGUGCAUCAGUGCCGGCAGAGGAGCUCCAGCACUUGUUAGUGUUCACUGACAGCUCCAUUUUUUUUAUUAUUUUAUUUUAUUGUCAUCUACCUCAGAGAUGAAAAACUUUGCUUGAUUUAAAAAAAAAAAAAAAUCUCUGAGUCUUAAAUAUUUGAAUGUGAAUGACACCUAAUAUUUCCUUUGAAUGGUAAUUUUUAAAUAGAUAACAAAGUAACAAAGACUAACAGAGAAAAGGUAAGGUCAUGUCUUGUUACAGUGCCUACCGCUUGAUUUCGAUGCCUUGCUUUAAGCUUAAGUUUCUGAAAGCAGACGCAAUAUUCUGUUUUCUUUGAUUCUUGUAGUUUUUAGGUCACUUUAAAUGUUGAGAUUAAGCAACAUAAUGUAGGCCUCUCUCACCAGAAGAUUCAGCUCUGCCUUUUCUAACUUAAACUUGAAUGUGUGUACAUUUUGGUACUUUAUGUAUAUCUUGUGCUGUAUGAAGUGAUUUCCUGUACUGGUUUCUUUUGCCUUUGCAAAGGGUCCAUUCUGGAGUGUACUGAAAAGUUUGAUGAUGUAUGUGACGGAUUUGAAUAUCGUGAGAAUCUCCAUCACUUCACAUAGGUGUUCUUACUUUUAAUUCAGGUGGUUCUCUGAAUGUUCAGAACAAACAUUUACUUACAUAAGCUAUUAGUCUGGUUUUGCACUGAAUUGAGGCCUAUAACCUUGUACAUUUCUCACUGGCUGCUUUAAUUUCUACUGUUCUUGCUUUCUCAAAAAAAUUGCCUCGUAAAAAAUGACUGUAAACACAUCGAGAUUGCGUUUUCUAUAUUAGCUGCAUUUCCUUUCUGUGAAGUACUUUUUUAUACUGUGAAACCUCACAUUUUAACAGUGCAGGGUGGUGGCCUGUUACUAGGAAAUCAUUCAAGCUCAUUUGCUGCAAGCAGUGAGAUGGUUUUGUAGUGUAUAAUUUUUUUAGAGUGAGUUGGUAGUAGAUAUCGAUUGGACUGUUGUCCACUGCGUACACAGUGAUAACUUGAAUUUCUGCUUGGAUUCCCAAGCAAUUGCUUCUGUUAAACCCUUUUAACCCUAUUCUGUUAAAUAUGGGAUUUUCAGCUUACCAAGUAUGUUGAGGACUCUUGACUACUCCGAAUGCCAUAUGCUUUUCUGCAGAGGUAAGUUAAUCAUCUUCCUCUUCGGUGAGUCACCUACCAUAUGUCUUCAUCAGAGAUGUGGUAGGAAGUGUUUUAUUAAAUAUUUCAUACGCAUGAUGAGUUACAGAGGUUGGAUUGUAAGGUCAGAAUUUUUAUCCAGAUCAUUUCUUCUCGAAUGGGUGGAGAAAGAAUCGCUCACGAGGACAAGAAACCCUGAGAUCCCACGUGCAGGUUGUUCACGACCUUUGAGGUGGGACAGUGGUAGCCAGCCUUUGCAGAGGAGGAAGGGAACAGCUUCCCUCAGCUUUUCCAUAUUCAAGGGCCACCAGGGACCUUGAAACAGCAACCCCAGGGCACAAUCCCAUCCAGAAGACCUCAGUGUCUGCAGUAACUCUUAGAUCUCACCGCACUAAGCUCUUCCUUCUUGUAGCUCCUCUUGAAUUCUGGGGUGCCUCUGACAGAGGGCAUGGUGCACAUCACCACAGUCCCUCCUGUCGGGAUUCUGUCCUGGGAAGCAGGCAGGCCCUGCCCCACAGCCCACUCUGGCCAUGCAUGGCCCAGGGACACAGCUGUCACAGUUGGCCAUGUGGUGAUGUGCCCAUCUGACACUGCUUUCCCAGCCUUCUCCGAGAUCAGCGUGUAGGUUUCAGUAUCCAGUAAGAGUCCUUCCUGGUACUUCUCUCGCUAAAUCUGGGACCAAUCUCUUACCCUGUGAGCAAGUGGGGUUAGGGACUCUCUUUGUAGAAAUUUUUGUAUAUCUCUAGAUGCAGUACUUGAGAGGCCUCAGAUCUCCUGGUCUGUACCUGCCUCACCAAAUCACACUGAGAACAAACAAAAAACCUCAUAUCUCUUCUCUCCCAGAGAUCAGGAAAACACCUUCUUAGGUGAGCAAGCCAUGCUCUUACCCACUACUCUUUUAAGCACACGAAUGUUUAUUCUCUCGGAGCCAUCUCCCUUUCCCUCAUGCUGCUGGGAUCCAUGAGUGCUCAUGGAAUUGGACAGGCAAAGCUCUGCUGCCCCAGAGUGAAAUUCAGUGAUGUCUGUAAGAGGUGCUUGGAUGCUGCGCUGGCUGAGCGAGGCACUCAGUGUCUGUACAGGGACUUGAAAGGGACUGAUCACGAGGGAGGGGGAAGUAGGUUAUCAGUUUGUGUCUCUGCAGAGAAGAUGCUUGACAUGAUAAAUGUAAUUUCUUCUAAAAUUUCUUAAAAACAUUCCUCCGUAAAGUGAAAAA
Empidonax traillii (willow flycatcher) is the source of this 4888-nucleotide messenger RNA. It is a transcript of the gene ARNT2, whose product is annotated as aryl hydrocarbon receptor nuclear translocator 2. Gene Ontology annotation, molecular function: protein dimerization activity; RNA polymerase II cis-regulatory region sequence-specific DNA binding; DNA-binding transcription factor activity, RNA polymerase II-specific. The record is from RefSeq and is a predicted model, not a curated record. Gene Ontology annotation, cellular component: aryl hydrocarbon receptor complex; cytoplasm; transcription regulator complex. NCBI's taxonomy places the organism in Eukaryota, Metazoa, Chordata, Aves, Passeriformes, Tyrannidae. Gene Ontology annotation, biological process: regulation of transcription by RNA polymerase II. The transcript has 20 exons. Bases 176 to 2371 code for a protein of 731 amino acids.